AUGGACAUAAGUCCAGAGAAGGUAGCCCAGGAGAGCAACCUUACAGAUGAAGUGAAUGUGGCUAAUAUUUUACAAAGGAACUCACACCUGAAAGUUCACUACAGGUUUCACAGAAGAGAAAAACCUUACAAAUGUAAUGAAUGUGGCAAAUCUUUUAUAUGGAACUCAGGCCUUAAAGUUCACCAAAGAAUCCAUACUGGAGAGAAACCUUACAAAUGUAAUGAAUGUGGCAAAUCAUUUACAUGGAGCUCAAAACUUCAAGUUCACUGCAGAAUCCUCACAGGAGAGAAACCCUCCAAAUGUAUAGAAUGUGGCAAAACAUUUAAACAGUUGUCACACCUGAGUAUUCACUACAGAAUCCAUACAGGAGAGAAACCUUACAAAUAUAAGGCAUGUGGCAAAUCAUUUACACAGAUCUCACACCUGCAAGUUCACUACAGAUUCCAUACAGUAGUGAAACCUUACAAACGUAAUGAAUGUGGCAAAUCUUUUACAGAGAACUCACACCUUCAAGUUCACUAUAAAAUCCAUACAGGAAAGAAACUUUACAAAUGUAAUGAAUGUGGCAAAUCUUUUACACAGAACUCAACCCUUCAAGUUCACCACAGAAUCCAUCCAUGA
Molecule: messenger RNA, 621 nt
Organism: Grammomys surdaster
Lineage: Eukaryota; Metazoa; Chordata; Mammalia; Rodentia; Muridae
Product: zinc finger protein 664-like
Exons: 2
Coding region: 1-621 (206 amino acids)
Biological process (GO): regulation of transcription by RNA polymerase II
Molecular function (GO): RNA polymerase II cis-regulatory region sequence-specific DNA binding; DNA-binding transcription factor activity
Source: RefSeq, a predicted model, not a curated record